This is a messenger RNA of Cataglyphis hispanica, 1502 nucleotides long. RefSeq names its product prostatic acid phosphatase-like. The transcript is spliced from 8 exons. The record is from RefSeq and is a predicted model, not a curated record. Gene Ontology annotation, biological process: dephosphorylation. The coding region runs from base 218 to 1393 and encodes 391 amino acids. Gene Ontology annotation, molecular function: phosphatase activity. NCBI's taxonomy places the organism in Eukaryota, Metazoa, Arthropoda, Insecta, Hymenoptera, Formicidae.
UAAGCUUCACUUGGAGCGGAGAUUCGCACGGCAAGCUGCUGAUGCUGUGUGCCAAAUAAGUGAGCAUCUCAGUCGCCCUGGUGAUUUGCCGAAAGACAGCUGAUGAUCUUAUUGAUGAUCUGGAAGCUCUCGCGGCCGACGCAGAUCUCCGCUCGCAUGAUUGUCAGCGACUCUAUUUGUGGACCAAUCAGCCUUUCUCAUCACUGAUUAAUUCGGAAUGAUUCCUCUGGCAGUAACUGUGGCUCUCUUUACGGUCACGUUGAUACUAGGAAUACCUUUGUCCUCCAAAAUUAUGAACGAAGAAAACGAGACAAAUUACGAAAUUAAAAAAGAUACUUUGCGACUAGUCACAGUGAUAAUGAGACAUGGUGAAAGAGCACCUGUAGAUACCUAUCCGAAUGAUCCUUACAUCAAAGAUAAUAUGGAACCCAACGGCUGGGGUCAGCUAACAAAUGAAGGAAAAAGGAACCAAUACAAUCAAGGAUUAUUCUUGCGAAAGCGCUACGAUAGCUUUUUAGGAUCGAUGUACAAUCCCGAUAUAUUUCAUCUACAAUCUACCGCUGUAGAUCGUACGAAAAUGUCAGCCAUGCUGGAGGCCGCUGCCCUGUGGAAGCCUAAUGAGGAACAAUCAUUCAAAACUGAUUUACCUUGGCAACCAGUCACAUUAUUCUAUCAGGAACGUCCGGAGGAUACGCUAAUGUUAAUAUGGAAUACAUGUCCGAAGUAUACCCGAUUACGCUCUUUGGCGAAUGAUUUGCCAGAAAUUCGAAAAGUACAUGAAGACAAUAAACAAUUAUUUGACGAGCUCUCGAACUUCACAGGCAUGCCGAUCACAACUAUUGACGACGUCAGCUCGCUUUACAGCACGUUAACAGCUGAGAAACAAAUGAAUUUGACUUUACCAGAGUGGACAGAGAACUACUAUCCCAAUAAAUUAAUACCCUUGACUUUAUAUGAGCUACAACUUAACACGUAUAACGAUGAAUUACGUAGGCUGAAAGGAGGUCCCAUGCUGAAAAAAAUCAUUAAUGACAUGACAGCAAAAAAGGAAGGCGCUAUACAACCUAUAAAGAGAAAAAUGUUCAUGUACGUCGGUCACGACAGCACUAUCGUCACCAUGCUAGAUACAAUGCACAUUUGGUACAACCAGAUGCCAUAUUGUAAUAUUAUGAUAAUGAUAGAGCUACAUAAAGAGGAGGAUGAAUGGAAUGUCCAGGUAUUUCUAAGAAAUACGACAGUCCAUGAGCUAUAUCCGAUGACAAUACCUGGAUGCACUGUUGUAUGUCCUCUCGACAAGUUUAUGGAAAUUUUGAAGCCGAUGAUAUCGGACAAUUGGGAGGAGGAAUGCAAGGUCGAAGGUGAUUAUGUGACUCCACCUCCACCACUUCCAUAAUUGUAAAAUCUCUUGCUUUACUUAUAUAUGUCAUAUUAUAAUUCAAAUAAUUUUAUUGUAUCCAUAUUGUAAAUAAUUAUUUAUAUAUACAUUAUUCUAAUGUCUAUUA